Molecule: messenger RNA, 366 nt
Organism: Lottia gigantea (owl limpet)
Lineage: Eukaryota; Metazoa; Mollusca; Gastropoda; Lottiidae
Exons: 1
Coding region: 1-366 (121 amino acids)
Source: RefSeq, a predicted model, not a curated record
AUGGCGUUCGACGCCAAUGGUUUGUAUGCUUCCGCCAUGUCAAAUUUAGACAGCGAAUAUCCUAAAGCGGAAAGUGGUAGACCGCUUCUACAAGAAGAAAAUAAAGAAUUUGUUAAGCUGCUUAAUGCGCAGAAAUUCAGACUUAGAACAGCUAUUUUAAAAGUCUGGUUUGAAUAUCCUACUAACAUGUUCUUCCAACCCAUACCAGCUAAAGAUAAAAUUACUUUUACGAACAAAGAAGGUAAUAAGGAAACUGGAACUGAAAUCAGGUUUAGAAAUGGUUUCUGUUCAGAUGUUUUAACAUCGGUCGAUAUUCAAGAAAUAGUUAAAUCUGGUAGACGAAUUAUUAGAUGGUAUAGUAUAUGA